Messenger RNA from Schistosoma haematobium, 1649 nucleotides. Its product is annotated as Laminin subunit gamma-1. The record is from RefSeq and is a predicted model, not a curated record. Bases 970 to 1473 code for a protein of 167 amino acids. The transcript is spliced from 2 exons. NCBI's taxonomy places the organism in Eukaryota, Metazoa, Platyhelminthes, Trematoda, Strigeidida, Schistosomatidae.
AUUUAUUGAAUAGUGAAUACUGGUUUCUUGUUUAGUAUGUUGAUGAACGAAUGCUUGCAGGUGAGACUAAUGAUAAUAAAUAUUUUACUACUGAAAUAAUGGAAAGCACGGAAUAUAAUGGGCAGCUCAGAAUCAAUUAGACGAUUUAGACUUCGCAGAUGACCUACCCCACCUAUCCCAUACAUACGAACAAAUGCAGAUAAAGAAAACUAAUGUAGCAGCAGCCUCUGUAUCAGUAUGCCCCAACACACACAAGGGAAAAAGCAAGAUCGUCAAACACAACACGGAAAACACCAACCAACACAAUCCCACUUGAUAGAGAAACUCUGGAACGGGUGGAAACAUUCACUUAACUAGGUAGCACAAUCUAUGAACGUGGAGGAUCUGAUGCAAUCGUAAAGGUGAUGAUUGGCAAAGCAAGGGUCGCAUUCCCACAAAUGAAGAACAUAUAAAACUCAAAACAACUGUUAACUAAUAUCAAAGUCACAAUCUUCAAUACAAACGUCAAGACAGUUCUGCUACACGGAGCUGAAACUUGGAGAACUACCGAAACCAUCAUCAAGAAGGUACAAGUAUUAAUAAAUAGUUGUCUACAUAAGAUACUCAACAUCUAUUGGCCGUAUACCAUCUUCACUACCCAUCUGUGGGAGAGGAAAAACCAAUUUCCAGGUGAAGAGGAAAUUAGGAAACGACGUUGGAAGUGGAUAGGAAAUACAUUAGGAAAACCAUUAAACUGCAUCAUGAGGGAAGCCUAAAUUUAAAAUCCUGAAGGGAAGCGGAAAAAUGGAAGACCAAAGAACACACUACGUUGGGAAUUGGAAUCAGAUAUGAAAAGGAUGGAUAACAACUGGAAAGAGGUGGAAAGGAUUGCCCAGGACAGGGUUGAAUCGAGAGUGUUGGUGGGCGGCCUAUCCUCCACGAGGAGUGACAUGCAAAUGUUUGGUUUUAAGUCCAUAACUGUAAACAUCCAUGUUGCUAAAUGUUUUUCAUUAUUUAACUGAAUGUGUAGCAGCAUCGUCAAUAACAGUAGGUAUUAACAUACACAAAGGGAAAUCAACAUGCACCAAUCAAAUCACACUUGACGGAAAAAAUUUGGAAGAUGUAAAAACCUUUACAUAUCUGGGCAGCAUCAUUGAUGAACACGGUGGAUCUGAUGCAUAUGUGGAGGCUCAGAUCGGCAAACCAAGAGCAGCAUAUCAACAACUGAAGAACAUGUGGAACUCAAAACAACUGUCAACCAACACCAAGGUCAGGAUUUUCAAUACAAAUGUCAAGGCAGUUCUACUUUACGUGGCGGAAACCUGGAGAACUACGAAAAUCAUCAUCCAGAAGAUACAAGUGAUUAUUAACAGUUGUCUAUGCAAGAUACUUCGGAUCCGUUGGCAGACACUAUCAGCAACAGGCUACUGUGAGAGAGAACAAACCAGAUCCCAGUGGAGGAAGAAAUCAGGAAGAGGUACUGGAAGUGAAUAGGACACACACUGAGGCAAGUCCUCACUUGGAAUCCCCAAGGUCAAAAGGGAAGAGCAAACUAAAGAAAACAUUACCUUGAUAAAUGGAGAUAGACAUGAGAAAAAUGAACAAGAAUUAGAUAGAGUAGGUUGUACAAUGCUGGUUGGCGGCCUAUUCUCCAUUGGAAGUAACAGGCG